Epithele typhae is the source of this 1065-nucleotide messenger RNA. Its product is annotated as G-protein alpha subunit. The transcript has 7 exons. Gene Ontology annotation, biological process: G protein-coupled receptor signaling pathway. The coding region runs from base 1 to 1065 and encodes 354 amino acids. Gene Ontology annotation, cellular component: heterotrimeric G-protein complex. Gene Ontology annotation, molecular function: GTPase activity; GTP binding; G protein-coupled receptor binding. The record is from RefSeq and is a predicted model, not a curated record. NCBI's taxonomy places the organism in Eukaryota, Fungi, Basidiomycota, Agaricomycetes, Polyporales, Epitheliaceae.
AUGGGUUGUGUCCAGUCCUCCGGCAUCGACGAUGAGGCCAAGGCCCGCAACGAUGAGAUUGAGAACCAGCUCAAGCGCGACCGCAUGAUGGCCAAGAACGAGAUUAAGAUGCUGCUUCUCGGUGCUGGAGAGUCGGGCAAGUCUACUGUCCUCAAGCAGAUGAAGCUCAUCCACCAUGGUGGCUACAACGAGCAGGAGCGGGACUCGUACAAGGAGAUCAUCUACUCCAACACCAUCCAGUCUAUGCGUGCUAUUCUGGAGGCCAUGCCCCAUCUCGACAUCCAGCUCGCGCCGCAAAACGACUCCCGCCGUGCGGUUGUCCUCUCCCUCCCUGGCCAGAUUGAGGGUGAUGUCCUCCCCCGUGACGUUGCGGACGCCAUCCGUAGCCUCUGGAGAGAUCCCGGUGUGAAGGAGGCCGUCUCCCGCUCCCGCGAGUUCCAGCUCAAUGACUCCGCCGUCUACUACUUCAACGCCAUGGACCGCAUGUCCGCCCCCAAUUACAUGCCUACUGACCAGGACAUCCUCCGCUCCCGUGUCAAGACGACGGGUAUCACUGAGACCACAUUCAAGGUCGGCGAGCUUACCUACAAGCUUUUCGAUGUCGGUGGCCAGCGGUCCGAGCGUAAGAAGUGGAUCCACUGCUUCGAAAACGUCACCGCCCUUGUUUUCCUCGUCUCCCUUUCCGAGUACGACCAGAUGCUCUACGAGGACGAGAGCGUUAACCGUAUGCAGGAGGCGCUGACCCUCUUCGACUCCAUCUGCAACUCACGAUGGUUUGUCAAGACGUCGAUCAUUCUGUUCCUGAACAAGAUUGAUCUCUUCGCUGAGAAGCUUCCUCGGUCACCGCUGGGCGACUACUUCCCGGACUACAACGGUGGUGACGACUACGACGCAGCAUGCAACUACCUUCUUCACCGAUUCGUGUCCUUGAACCAGAGCGCAGCAACGAAGCAGAUAUACGCGCACUACACUUGUGCGACAGAUACCCAGCAAAUCAAGUUCGUCUUGAGCGCCAUCCAGGACAUCCUCCUCCAACUCCACCUGCGGGAGUGUGGCCUCCUGUAA